Messenger RNA from Impatiens glandulifera, 3024 nucleotides. RefSeq names its product E3 ubiquitin-protein ligase HEL2-like. Gene Ontology annotation, molecular function: ubiquitin protein ligase activity; ribosome binding. NCBI's taxonomy places the organism in Eukaryota, Viridiplantae, Streptophyta, Magnoliopsida, Ericales, Balsaminaceae. The coding region runs from base 89 to 2527 and encodes 812 amino acids. Gene Ontology annotation, biological process: rescue of stalled cytosolic ribosome; protein ubiquitination. The transcript is spliced from 7 exons. The record is from RefSeq and is a predicted model, not a curated record.
UAGGCCAGCGUUUCAGAUUUCUGCCUCCGAUUGAAAUACAUUGGCUUUGUAAAGGAGCUCCAAAUCAUCAUCUUCCAGGGGAUAGAGAAUGGACGAUAGUUGCGCGGUCUGUGCGGAGACUCUCGAAUGGGUAGCCUAUGGACCAUGCGGUCACCGUGAGGUCUGUACUAUCUGCGUCGCUCGCCUUCGUUUCAUCUGCAAUGAUCGCCGUUGCUGUAUUUGCAAGGCCGAGUCUGAUAUCGUAUUCGCUACUAAGGCGUUAGGGGACUACUCAAGGGUAAUAAGUGACUUCUCAUUAUUGCCAUCUGAGUUGAAGGAAGGUCGAGUUGGGUCUUAUUGGUAUCAUGAGGACACUCAGUCUUUAUUUGAUGACUUGGAGCAUUACAAGAUGAUUAAGGCUAUGUGUAGGCUAUCAUGCAGUGAAUGUGAUAAGAAUGAGGGUCAUCAAAUUGAUGGAACAAAACACCGUGGUAGGUUCAGGAAUAUUGAUCAACUAAAGGGGCAUCUGCACCAUCAGCAUAGAUUGAUCAUGUGUAGUUUGUGCUUGGAAGGAAGGAAGGUAUUCAUUUGUGAACAAAAGCUAUACACUAGGGAACAGCUAAAACAUCAUAUUAGUAGUGGUGACUCUGAGGUUGACGGUACUGAGUCCGAAAGAGGUGGCUUUACAGGGCAUCCUUUGUGUGAUUUCUGCAGGUCACCUUUUUAUGGUGACAAUGAACUAUACACACACAUGUCAACUGAACACUAUAAAUGCCACAUAUGCCAAAGUCAGCAUCCUGGACAAUAUGAGUACUACAAGAAUUAUGAUGACAUGGAGGUCCAUUUCCGUCGAGAACAUUUCCUCUGCGAGGAUGAAGCGUGUCUGGCUAAAAAGUUCAUAGUCUUCCAACAUGAGGCAGAGUUCAAGAGGCAUAAUACUUUAGAGCAUGGAGGACGCAUGUCACGUUCCAAGCGCAGUGCUGCCCUUCAGAUACCUACCAGCUUCCGGUAUAGGAGAAGUAAUGAUGGAGAAACCCACCAUGGAAGGGAAGGGCGCGGUUUUGGUGGUGAGUCCUCUGAUAAUCAUCUUGCCAUGGCAAUUCAGGCCAGUUUAGAAACUGCUAACAGCACAGUUAGAGCAGAUCCCGAUUCAUCAUCAUCAUCACAUGUACAAUCAAUCAGAGGUCAUGGAAGGAUUUCCGAUAUCGAUUCAAUUGUUGAAUCAUUCGAAUCCUUUACAACCACAGAUGGGGAUCGAUCCUCAAAAUAUCGUCAAGCUGUGUCUAACUCAAUGAACGCGCUGGAGGAGACUGCUUUCCCUCCUCUUCCUGGUAAUCAACAAAAAACAAAACGAAAUGCUGAAGCUAAUCCUACGAAUUAUUCUAUGGCAGCCCAUCUUCAACGUAAAAACAAGAGAAAGGCGAAAGUCUCCAGUCCGGCUCCAGCAUGGCCAUUUGUAAACCGAGGUCCCAUUCCAUCUUCUUCUGCAAGUGUAAGCCAAAUACAUACUAGGUCUACAACAACAAAUGUUGCAUCCAGUUCAAUUCGUCAAUCUUCUUCUGCUUCUUCUUCAUCUUCACAUUCACAUUCUGGUUCUGCGAUCAAGAUUAUUCAUUCCUCUUCCGCCCCAAACCUUGUUUCGAGUGAACGAGUUCUCGAUUUCCCUCCAGUAUCUUCAGUAGUCCGAAAGGUGCCAAGCCAGACCGUUCUUAAGGUGGAAGACGUACAAACAGCAAACAAGUCUUUAGUGGAAAGAAUCCGGUUAGCUCUAAACUUCGACGAAGAAAAAUAUUCUAUUUUUAAAACCAUAUCUGGAGAGUAUCGACAAGGACUUGUGGAUACAGAAGCUUAUCUGGCAUACGUUCAACAAUUUGGCUUAUUACAUCUUGUUGUCGAGUUAGCUAGACUCUGCCCUGAUGUAAAUAAGCAAAGAGAGCUCAUCGACACAUAUAAAAUUAAUUUCGCACGACUUGGACAUGAAGAUAAUGGCGAAAAUGGAGGCAACGAAUCAAAGAAGGGGAAAGGUAAGGGGAAAGAGAAAGAGAAAGAGAAAGGGAAGCAUGUAGCAGCUGUUGUUGAACGAGGAGGAGGUUCAAGGGAGAGGUUAGCAGAUGAUAUUAUGGCAACUGUGCAUAAAUUGCAGUCAGAUUUCAGGCGGCCUUCAGAGGAAGGAGGAGUGGUUGAAGUAUUGAUGAAGGAUGGAUAUAGAGGAGGUGGUGGGAAAGGAAAAUCAAAGGUGGUAGCGAUUGAUGAGCCGCGGGAGAAAACAAUUUUAUUACAUGCUCCUCCUCAACCGCCACUUCCUGGUCCAAGUAAGGUUGAAGUGGUGGGAAAAAGCAGUAAACAACAACAGCAGCGUAAGAAAACAUCGAAGUUUCAUAGAGUACGGCUUGGUGAUGGGUCGGUGGAAAGAUUACUUGAUAUAAGACAAGACGAUCAUCGAACUGCUUCAGUUGAAGAGAAGGACAACGUGGACGAAAGUAAAUUGCCUGUUCGUGGUGUUUGGAAGAAUGGUGGAGGUUUGAAACUGUUGGCUAAGACCAAGUAAGUAGUAAAUUCUCAGUGACACAAUCAGAUGUUUUUUUUGUUGGGAAAUUUGGUCUUCUUUUUUGGGAUCUGAUUUUGUUUUUGAGACAGGAAGAGAAAAUUUAGCUUUUUUUGCCUGGAUUUUAUUUAUAUGGGGGAGGAGCCCUGUGUCAAGAAUAUCAUCACUUGUUUACACACAUUGAUUUACUUCUUUUUUAUGAAGUAAUGUUGUUUUUUUGAGUCAGGAGAUUAUGAUCCCAUUUGCAAACAGUUUAUGUUUCUAACUCUGGAUCAGUAUUUUGAUUUUUGGAUCCUCGAGAAAUUCGAUUUCGAAAUGAGUCCUAUUGAAAUCCCUGUUUGUCUUUUGCUUUUACUUGGAUUUUAGGAAGAUUUAUUUUUUAGCUGGAAGUUUGAAGAAAUGUGUGUAUUUGUUGUUGUAUAUUUUGAAGUACAUUGGAAAUUUGUAAUGUGGUUCUUGAAACAAAAUCAGGCAUUGAAAAGAAGAAAGUUAAGAAAAUU